This is a messenger RNA of Monodelphis domestica (gray short-tailed opossum), 4417 nucleotides long. It is a transcript of the gene NWD1, whose product is annotated as NACHT and WD repeat domain containing 1. Gene Ontology annotation, molecular function: protein binding. NCBI's taxonomy places the organism in Eukaryota, Metazoa, Chordata, Mammalia, Didelphimorphia, Didelphidae. The record is from RefSeq and is a predicted model, not a curated record.
UGGGAAAUAGAACACGGUCUUCUGAAUAUAGGUGACAGUGACCUAGGGGCAACAGUUUUCCUUAGAGAAAUUAGGGACCUGAAUAAGCACAUUCUGGAUGAGUGUAACUUACCAAUGGUGGAUCGGCAGGAAGACGGCUGUCUGGACAUGGAAGCUCAGAACUUCCUCACCAGCCUCAAGGUGAGAAUCACUGACAACCACCCCAAACUGCUAAAGGUGCAUUUUGUCCAAUGGAGUCAAGAUUUGGUGAACCCAAAGAACCGAGCACAUGCUAAGUACCUGAAGGAGCUGGGAGAGCAGUUCAUUGCCACAGUCAACCAUCAGAUUCUAGAGAGACUUCGCCACCAGAAAGAGAGCAAGCAGAUAUUUGUCCCUUUCUUCCAAGAGCUGCAUCACCACAUGGCCCAGGCUAUGGACAAGUGCCAAGUGUUUUGUGGGAGGGAGGAACUCCUGAGCAGAAUUGGAAAGGCCAUCACAGCCAAUGAUGGCACCAACCACAGUCCCCUGGUUGUUUUGGGGCCCCCUGGAAUUGGAAAGACAGCUCUGAUGUGCAAAAUAUCGGAGUGCAUCCAAGACUUUCUGGGACAAAAGAUUGUGCUGGUGCUACGGCUCCUUGGCACGAGCCAGUCAAGUUCCAACAUCUGUACUUUAUUGAAUAGCAUCUGUCUCCAAGUGUGCUUAGCAUAUGGCUUGCCACUCCCACCUGCACAGGUCAUGGCUGUUUAUAGUGGUGCUGUCCAGUUCUUUCAAGAUCUCCUCUUCAUGGUUUCCAGCAGAAAUGUUGAGUCACUUAUACUCAUACUGGAUGCAGUUGGGGAGCUGAACUCAACUUAUGGGGCAAGAGACCUAACAUGGAUGCCCAAAAAGUGCCCCCCAAAAGUCCACCUCAUCCUCUCUGCUUGCCCAGCAGAGUCUGGAACUUUAAAAAUCAUGAAGAAGGUUGUUACAAACCCUAAAGCUUAUUUUGAAUUGAAGCCACUCUCUGGGGAUCAAGGUCAGAAAAUGAUUGAACUUCUUUUGGCAUCUGUGAGGCGGAAGCUGAGCCCUGCCCAGCGGGACCUUCUCUGGGCCAGCCUCCCAGAAUGUGGGCAUCCCUUGAGGUUAAAGCUGGCCUUUGAUGAAGCUCAGAGAUGGGCAUCCUAUACAUUACCCAUCUCUCUGGCCACCACCACCCAACAAGCAAUGCAUCAGCUUUGCGCCCGUUUGGAGGAGUUGCAUGGUCAAAUCUUGGUGGCCCAUGUACUUGGGUACAUUGUAACUGCCCGGUAUGGGUUGUCUGAAGCAGAGCUGAAAGAUGUCUUAUCCUUGGAUGAUGAGGUUUUGAUGGAAGUCUAUCAAGAAUGGACUCCUCCCAGUAAAGAUGUCCUUCGUUUUCCUCCUCUCUUGUGGGUGAGGCUCCGGCGAGACUUAGGGGAUUUCUUGGUAAAGAGACCUGCAGAUGGCUUCAUGCUCCUUGGACUUGCUCACAGACAACUGACUGAGGUGGUCAAGGAGCGCUACCUGUCAGGACAGGAGAAAAUUAAGAGGCAUCAUCUCUUAUCUGAAUUCUUCACGGGAGCCUGGAGUCAGGGCAUAAAGAAACCUAUGACUCUGCCCCUCCUGGGAAAACCUCUAAACUUUGAUAGGAAGGUUGCACCUCAACCCCUCUGGUUUUCAGACACUAUUGCAAAUCUUCGGAAGUUGAGUGAAUUGCCCAGUCACCUGGCUAAUUCGGGCUGUAUUGAAGAAUUGAAGAAAGAUGUGCUGGGGAACAUGAAUUGGAUUUCAUGUAGAGUGAUUUCCAGUGGAAUCACAAGCAUGCUAGAAGACUUCGCCCUUUGUGCUGAACACAUUGACUGUUCCGAGCUCAGCCUCAUCCGUGAUGCCAUCCAGCUCUCGAGACCCAGUAUGGACCGUGCAGCUGGCAUGAACAAAAGCAUUUUCUAUACAGAAAUCCUAGCCCGGCUUCAUUCCUUCUCCUCCCUCUCCCCAUCACUCAUUGGAGAGCUGUGCCAUCAGUGUGUGAAGUGGCUUAAUGCAUAUCCACAACCUGUUCUCAUCCCCCUCUGUGGGUUCCUUCUGCCUCCUGGAGGACCCCUUCAGGAAACGCUCACAGGCUAUCACAAAGGUAUCACAGCACUAGAGUGGAGCUCCAUCAACAGACUCUUGAUAGUUGGAUCACAGAAUGGAGUCCUCGUUGUGUGGGUCAUGAAGGAGAAGGAGAGUCAGGUGGUGCAUGUCUUAACUGGCCACACUGGAGAGGUGAGGUGCGUGAAAACAUUUGGAGAAGGCAUUUAUGCCAUCUCUGCUUCCAAGGACCGAACACUACGCACAUGGAAUUUAGUUUCUGGAAAGGAGAAGUAUGUCAUUCAGAAUGGCAUCUCUGCUGAUCCCAGAGAGCCACAUUUCUGUUGUCUUCAUGUGGAUGAAAAGAAUAAAGUUGUGUAUUCAUCAUCUAGUUCAAAGGUAAAUGCAUGGAACCUGGAAACUGCAGAAGCCAUUUUCCACAUUAUGGGUGAUGCACAGGAUCCCUGGGUGUGGGCCACAGUGUUUUCUUCCAGCUCAGGGAUUGUGACGUUGUCUAAAGAAGGAUUUGUGAGUACCUGGGAUGCUCGCACUGGAAAAUCCAGAUCAAAGAAUCACCUCUCCAGUAUGAAGGAAGAAGCCUUAACUAGUGGGGCCUCACUUCAGAAGCAGGGCCGGAUCAUCGUUGGCUUCAGUAGUGGCUCUCUCUUAUUGAUCUCCCCUCAAGGAAGCAGUCUGAUGGAAAAAGUCCCCACUGCUGUGCAGCUUCUGGUAGUUUCAGAAGAUGAAUCUCUUCUUGCUGCAGGUUUUGGAAAACAUGUUCGAGUAUUUUUGGCAGAUUCAAAGGGAUUUCAUAGAUUCAUGGCCAUAGAUCUCGAACAUGAGAACACAGUGGAAGCAGCUGUUAUUGGUCAUGAUAACAACGUGAUUGUCACUGGGUCUCUUGAUGCCUUCAUCCAGGUGUGGAGUCUGUCAGAGCAGGGGACCCUCCUAGAUAUUUUUGAUGGCAUGGGAACUCCAGUGAACAUGCUGGCUUGCUGUGGAAACACUCUCAUUUCUGCCUCACGGGAUUCAGCAUCAUUUAGAGUUUGGGAUCUUGCUUAUACUCGGAAACACAAACUCUCAUCCCCUUUUUUGGACCGCACUGGCUGUGCUACAGUGUCUCACAAUGGAAACUAUGUCUACUUCCCCAAAAUAGGAGACAAAAACAAAAUCAUGGUCUGGGACUCUGUGGAAGGGGAAGACCAUGAUAUCCUAGAUGCCUCCAAUGAAGUGCGAUGCUUGGAAGUUGCCGAGCAGAUGAAGUUGCUCUUUGCUGGGCUGAUCUCAGGGACAGUCCUAGUGUUUCCCUUGAACUCUAGGCAGGAUGUUAUGUGCAUCCCACCCCCAGAAGCCAAGAAAUCUGUCAGAUGCAUGGCCCUGAGUAGAGGGGAAGAACGGCUGGUCAUUGCCUAUGACAACAUAGUGUUAGUGAUGGAUAUUAGGCCAGAAGAUCCCUACCCAGUAAUUGAUGGACCUACAUACACAUUUUACACUCAGCUUCCUGCUACGAUAUCAAGUAUAGGUGUUCUCACCAACUACCGGGUAGUCUAUGGCAUGACCAAUGGAGACCUGUUUCUUUAUGAGUGUGCAAAAUCCAAAGUUUCCCCAUUAGAAGUCCCCCAAGGCAAAGUUACUUGUUUAGACAUCAGCCACAAAGAGCAAUGGGCAGUAAGCAGUUCUCAGGAGUCUCUGCUGUACCUUUGGGACCUAGAACUCUGCAAAUGGAAACACAUGCUGACCUAUGAGAGUGCUUUCUGCCGAGGAAUUCAAUGUGUCUGUUUCUCCAAAGAUGAUAAGUAUGUGUACAGUGGGUUAAAGGAUCAGUCCAUUCUAGUCUGGAAUGUUUCUGAUGGCUCUUUGUUGGCUGUUCAGUUUGUGUGUGCAACAGUGAACAAAAUCAUUUCUACAGCUGAUGGGUUUAUUGCCACGACAAGACAUGGCUAUCUCAUCCGUGAACGCUUCCACUGCCCUCAGCCACUAAGUGCUUGUCAUGACCCUCUCAAGAACAUCAAGGCAACAUGUACUGUCAAAACCAAGAAGCAGGAGAUUCUAGUGGCUAUAAGAAAACAAGAGAGUAACUCAGAAAGAGUGGGAGAAAAGCACAACACGACAAACAAGCUCUCCCAAGUCUGUAUGGACAAGCAAAACAGUACAAACAAACUCUCUCAAGUCUGUGUGGUUGUAUGACAGAAGGUGAGAUAUUAAUUACAAAGAGGAUUCGGAGGGCAAUCCCAUCACUCCAGAUAGGCCUGUCCUUUGUUUUUCAAAUCAUUCUCUUUCCUCAUCAGAUUCAUUCAAUUCAGUCCUGGUACCAGGAUAUCAUCAUUGGACUUUUUUUUUUUAAUUUACUAAAUAAAUAUUUAUUAGGUAA